UGGAUCCACUCCUAAAGGAGACAUGAAUUUCAUCAGUUAGCUCAAAAUACUUGCAACUACUCAAUUAGCUGAAUAAUAUGCACAACGAUAGAGCGGGGAAAUGUCACCCGAGUCGUUCACUGAAUCCGAGGUUUAUCUCAUUUCACCCCCGAGAUAUUCAAGCAUGUCUCCAAUGGACGAAAACCUUUCACCAGCAGGGGUAGCUGACGAGGAUCGUGGUAUCGAUGAAUUCUUAACGCAAAUCAACCUUACACAGGCGACAUGGGUGCCAAUUCGGAAAACAAAAUCAUUGCCUAUUGAUGACCCUGGCAGUCUAUCAACGACGGUCAUGGACACUCUUCCCGCAUCGUUUGAUUCAGACAAUUUUGCACAAGACCCGUGCGGACGCAUUAAAUCAUAUCGAUAUAUAGAACCUUCACCAGCAAGCCCCGCAGUUGACGAGACCGACGGCAUGAUGUCUUUCAACCACUCGCCAUCUAUUCUUGACUUCACAAGCGGCAAGCCCACGAAAAAAUUAAAGCCGAACCCAAAACGCAAACUCUUUGAUUAAUAUUGUUUAAUAAUUUUGUGUGAAAU
Messenger RNA from Myzus persicae (green peach aphid), 576 nucleotides. RefSeq lists its product as uncharacterized. The transcript has 4 exons. NCBI's taxonomy places the organism in Eukaryota, Metazoa, Arthropoda, Insecta, Hemiptera, Aphididae. The record is from RefSeq and is a predicted model, not a curated record. Bases 101 to 550 code for a protein of 149 amino acids.